This is a messenger RNA of Pogona vitticeps (central bearded dragon), 6366 nucleotides long. It is a transcript of the gene SEC24A, whose product is annotated as SEC24 homolog A, COPII component. The record is from RefSeq and is a predicted model, not a curated record. Lineage: Eukaryota; Metazoa; Chordata; Lepidosauria; Squamata; Agamidae. Gene Ontology annotation, biological process: COPII-coated vesicle cargo loading; intracellular protein transport; endoplasmic reticulum to Golgi vesicle-mediated transport. Gene Ontology annotation, molecular function: zinc ion binding; SNARE binding. Gene Ontology annotation, cellular component: endoplasmic reticulum exit site; COPII vesicle coat.
CCCGCACAUCGAACCAGGUGCCGCCGCCGCCGUCAUGGCCCAGCCGGGGAGACCCCCGUACAGCAGCCAGAACGGAGCUGGGCAGCCACUGCCGCAGCACCAUCCGUACAGCAACGGUCCUGUGCAAAGCCCACUGCUGAAUUCGUCACCCUUAGCAGAUGGACAGUGCUUGGUCCCAGGCAUGCAUACUCAGCAGAUGGCAACAAAGAAUCCUCUAUAUUCAGCUUCUGGAGUGUAUAACUAUAGUGCAUCUCAGAAUAUUCCACCUUUUAAUAAUUAUCAGGGACCUGGGCAGACUCUUAAUAGAACGCCUGUUGGAUCUUCUCCAGCAGCUGCACAACCAGGACCUGUUGCCCGGAUGCCGCCUCCAUUGCAGAACUCGGCUGCUACAUCAACUUCGGCUGGUGGCUUUCGUUCUGGAGUUAAUCCACAAACACAUACAAACUGGCAAUAUGGGCAGACGCCUUUGAAUCCACCAAAAAUGGUUUCUCAAGGGAAUCAUUUUGCUCCCACAGCAGCAACUCAGCCAUUGUUGUCCUCAUCGGGGAAUACAAAUUUACCAACAAGCUAUCAUUAUGUUUCUUCUGUUGGAGGUCCUCCAGUUCAAAACAGCUAUACAAAGCCGGGUUCUGUUCCUCUGCCAGUUAAUCAGCUAACAUAUUCACCAGCUAGACCUCCCACAGGACCUCUUCCAGUUGGAAGUCUAGCUACUUCACAGCCUUCAGCUCCUCCAACAAGCCUGCCAUCACAGACUGUACAAAAUUCACCAAACACACAAGAAGCAGGUGAUGCAACAUCCGCUGCCAGUGAUGGAUCUUUGGUCCAAAACAAUUAUGAUACAAUAGAAGGAGGUGGUUUCCUUGCAACUGCACAUGCUCCAACUCCUCAGGAUCUUAAAACAAACAGACAUGUUGGGAGUUCUUAUCCUAGCUUGCCACCAGGCUACCAAAAUACAUCUCCACCUGGAGGGCCAAGAAUGCAGUAUCCAAGUAUAUCUCAGCAGUUCCCUCAGCCUGGUUUGGGAGCAAAUACCUUAACUGCACCUCUGAGUGGACUGAGUCUUCAACCAGAAGGACUAAGACCCAUCAACCUUCUUCAAGAGAGAAAUAUUCUCCCUGCUACUCCCUUGCAGGCACCUGUUCCAAACUUGCACGAAGAUAUCCAGAAACUCAACUGUAGUCCAGAGUUGUUCCGAUGCACCUUGACUAACAUUCCUCAAACCCAGGCCUUACUGAACAAAGCCAAGCUUCCUUUGGGGCUCCUGCUUCAUCCUUUCAAAGACCUAUCACAAUUGCCUGUGGUGACAUCCAGUACAAUUGUGAGAUGUCGUAGCUGCAGGACAUAUAUAAAUCCUUUUGUGAGCUUUCUUGACCAAAGGAGAUGGAAAUGCAACUUAUGUUACAGAGUAAAUGAUGUUCCUGAAGAAUUUAUGUACAAUCCUGUCACUAGAGUUUAUGGGGAACCUCAUAAAAGACCUGAAGUUCAAAAUGCCACAAUUGAAUUUAUGGCUCCUUCUGAAUAUAUGCUACGUCCACCUCAGCCUCCUGUGUACCUCUUUGUAUUUGAUGUGUCUCAUAAUGCAAUAGAGACAGGAUACUUGAGCACUGUAUGCAAGACAUUGUUGGACAAUCUAGAUUUACUUCCAGGAAACACUAGAACAAAAAUAGGCUUCAUAACAUUUGACAGCACAAUCCAUUUCUAUAGCCUUCAGGAAGGUCUUUCUCAGCCUCAGAUGUUAAUAGUUUCAGAUAUUGAUGAUGUUUUUAUACCAAUGCCAGAAAAUUUGCUAGUAAACUUAAAUGAAAGCAAAGAGUUAAUUCAAGAUUUAUUGAGAACUUUGCCUGAGAUGUUUACCAGCUCCUUGGAAACACAGAGUGCUCUGGGACCUGCCCUACAAGCUGCCUUUAAAUUGAUGUCACCAACUGGUGGUCGGAUAUCUGUUUUUCAAACACAGCUUCCCUCUGUAGGAGUGGGUGCACUCAAACCUCGUGAAGAACCAAACCCCAGAGCAUCUGCGAAGGAAAUACAUCUUACACCAUCUACUGAUUUCUAUAAAAAGUUGGCCUUGGAUUGCUCGGGGCAACAGGUUGCAGUUGACUUGUUUCUUCUUAGUGGGCAGUACUCUGACCUGGCUUCCUUAGGAUGUAUAUCAAGAUAUUCUGCUGGUAGUAUCUAUUAUUACCAAUCCUAUCAUCAUCAACACAAUCCUCUUUUGGUGGAGAAGCUACAGAAAGAACUUAAACGAUAUUUGACUAGAAAGAUUGGUUUUGAGGCUGUCAUGCGGAUAAGAUGUACCAAAGGCCUUUCUAUUCACACCUUCCAUGGGAACUUCUUUGUACGAUCAACAGAUCUGUUGUCUUUACCUAAUGUGAACCCUGAUGCAGGCUAUGCUGUGCAAAUGUCAGUGGAAGAGAGUCUGACAGACAUGCAGGUGGUCUGUUUUCAGUCAGCCCUCCUGUAUACCUCUAGUAAAGGUGAAAGGCGAAUUCGUGUACACACGCUAUGUCUACCAGUUGUUAGUCAGUUGAAUGAUGUUUAUCUGGGAGCUGAUGUGCAGGCUAUUACUGGGCUUUUAGCCAAUAUGGCUGUUGACCGCUCAGUUUCAGCGAGUCUGAGUGAUGCUCGAGAUGCACUGGUGAAUGCUGUAAUAGAUUCCCUGUCUGCAUACCGAUCCUCUGUCCUAACUAUUCAGCAGCCUGGUCUUAUGGCUCCUUCCUCACUACGUCUGUUUCCAUUAUAUGUAUUAGCUCUCUUAAAACAGAAGGCAUUCCAAACUGGGACAAACACUCGUUUAGAUGAUCGCAUCUUUACCAUGUGUCAAGUGAAAAGCCAACCUUUAGUGUACCUCAUGCUUAUGAUGCAUCCCAGUCUGUACAGAAUGGACAAUCUCACAGAUGACGGGGCUCUCAACAUCAAUGACAGAACAAUACCUCAGCCGCCUAUUCUCCAGCUAUCUGUGGAAAAGAUAAACAGGGAUGGUGCUUACCUCAUGGAUGCUGGCUCUGUCAUGUUUCUAUGGGUUGGAAAGAAUUGUGGACCGAACUUCAUCAGCCAUGUCCUGGGAGUUCCAAACUAUGCAUCAAUACCACACAAUAUGACACAUCUUCCAGAACUUGACACGGCUGAAUCUGGUAGAGUGCUUGCUUUUAUCUCUUGGCUGAGAGAGCAGAAACCAUUCUUUCCUAUAUUAUAUAUACUAAGGGAUGAAAGUCCAUGGAAACCAAGUUUUCUGCAAAACAUGAUAGAAGACAGAACGGAAUCUGCCUUAUCAUACUAUGAAUUUCUUUUGCAUAUUCAGCAGCAAGUUAAUAAAUGAGUCCCUUUGUUACAGAAUUCAUCUACUCAAAGGAACUUUCCUGCGUAAAAAACAUUUGUGCUUGUAUGCUCCUGUUUUGACCUUAUGCAGUUGAUAAGACUCUCACUGUGAUUUUCCAAGAACAGAAAAGGAAAAGCAAAUAAAGGACCACUGAAUCUUAAGUACACUAUUGUGUAGUUGUACAUUAAAUAAUUAAAAUCAAUUUGAACAUGUUGGAUGCCUUUAAUUUGCUGCAAAAUGUUUCGUUGUAACUAGUUGCAUCAUGAGUGAUAAAGGUAAUACAGUACUGAGAAAGAGGAUCCUUUAUAAACUUCCUUUUUUUUGCUCAAAAUGUUUAUAACUAUAUUUUUGUUUUUCUGCUUUAUGGUUUGCUGCUAGAGUUAAAACCUCCCAAGACUGAGUUGCAGGGAAAUGACAUCAAUUUGAUUAUGAAAUACAUCACUAAUUAAUAAUAAAAUAUUUAAAGGAGGAAUGAAACAGAUCAUUGUAAAAUGAACAAAAUAACUCAGAAUUUGUAAUGAACUCAGUUUCUAGUGCUUUUAAAAACAUUAAGAUGAGCAGGAGUAAAAAUGAAAUGGUCUAGCUGGAUUGUAAGUGAAUAUAAAAUAAUCCAUAUUGAAACCUUUAGAAUGUUUCACUAUUCUAGUACCUGAAAAGAAAAAUAAACGUUUCAUUAUAUCAAAUGAGAAUUUAAUCAAGCGGCUGACACAGCUUCAGAAAUGCUAAACUUGGAUCCUGGUCUUGGAUGUUAACUUGGUGUGUGUAGUCUUAAGUCAUUAAAAGUAAAUAGGGGAACAGACAGUACAACCAGACAUCAUGAUCUUUGUUUAUAAAUUGUGUUUGAUUCAAUUAAAGUCAACUUUUUAUAAUGAGUUCAGGUUUUUUAUAGAAAUACGCUCACUGAUGGCACUAUAAGCCAUAAUUCUUACAAUGUUAGAAAAGCUGUUGAUUAGGUUGCAGGAAAUCCAAAGCAUCUAAUUAAAUAGCUUUGUUUCCACUUAAAAUUGUUUGGGGUGGGAUAGGGAACUUCUUUUGGCUUUAAUAGAAAGUUUCCUGAAAUCCUGGUCUAGGCCAGAAAAAUCAGAUACUGCAUGCAGGAUGAAUAAGUUUUAAUCAUACUUUGGAAAUUACUGUGAAUUAAAUCAUGACAAAUAGUAUUUGUUUUUUUAAUGAUUUCUCUAUGUAUAUUGCAUACAAGCCACCUGCAUUAGUAAUACUGUAACAUUCAUUAUGUAACUUGUGGCUGUCAUAAUUUCUACUCCCUCACCACCACCUCCGUCUCCCAAGAACAGUAAAUUCAAAAUAUUUUUCUAUUGCACUUUUUGUUUUUCCUUUUGUGCAAUAAUUCUUUGCAGCCAUUUUCACCUACAAGUGAUUUAACUGAAGUUUCUUCAAUACCAGACAUGGGUAGAUAUUUUCUGUACAAAAAGUCACUGAAAUUAAGGAGUUGUAGUGUUUAUAUACUAAUGUUUCAGAUCAGAAAAGCAGCUUCCUACAUGCAAUCUGUCAGAGGGGUCUAUGAAAAGUGACUUACAGAAUGGUUUCUUUCAUGUUUAGAAAGUGGAAGAUCUGUCUGAAAAAGUGAUUGAUGUGGCUGUUGAAUUCAAAAUGGCAAAGCAAAAUUGUGUUCUGUUAAACUGAAGCACCUUCUCUGUGAUGUCAUUGUUUCUAAAUCUUUAAUUUCGUUAUUUAAUAACAAUUCUUUAUAUCAAUAACAACACUCUAGGAGCAUAUUGUCACAGUAAGAUACACACUUUUAUAAUGGAGAUCAUAUACUGGGUGCCUCAUGUUACAUCGUAAGCUCCAGUACUAAUACGUUAAUAGCAUUUUAGUGACCCUUCUAAACAAAAGUGUACAUAGUUGUACCAUUCUGCCAAGAACAUUCCGUCAACAGAAAGAAGCUUCUGUGUAUUGAUUACCUUUCUGAUUCUGGUUUAUAUGUGAACAGACACUGUGGAGGUAAAAAUAAUCCAGUACUGUACAUCUUGAUGGAUAUUUUUUUCUCCUUGCUUCAUGUACUUAAUACUGAAUAGAUAGGCAUUGUCAGGCGUGAUGCUGCUCCUUGUGUUGAGAAUUCCAGAUACUUAAGCACCAUACCCAACAUUAUCUUGCAUACAGAGAUCUUUUCCUUGGGGUGGGUGGAUGUGGCAUAACUUUAAGACAGCAUAAUGAGCUCAACUAGUUACCUGAAUCUUAUUCAAGGAUACAUCCCUAAAUGCCAUCUCAAGUUAGUUAACAGUGAGUAUAUUAUAUUGUCUAUUAUACUGGCUAGAAUGCUUUUUGGAAUGUUCAUACUCCUUUUGCAAUAUUGUUUUUUUUCUAAUUUUUAUUCCUUGUGAUGAGGAAAAAUGACAUCUGGUUCAACCUGUACGAUUUUUAAUAAUAGGCAUUGCAGAGCCGAGCCAGGUGUAAAACUGCCUGUGCUAUACUUUCAAGUAACAGCUCUCUGUUUUAAGAAUUCUGACAACUUGAGUAGGUGAGAGUGACCCAGAUAUUUCCAUCUUAGCAUGGCACUCCACAGCAGAUGUUCUCUAUUUUUCUAGUUCAAAAUUUUUAAAGAACAAUUCAGCAUGAUUGACCAAGAUAUUCAACUCAGUUGGGCAUCAGCAUUUUAAUUAGCAUUUAAGUUUCUGUAAUAAGUUACAUUGCAAUCAAUUUUGACUGUUUUGCAAUAAUGAAGAUAUAAAACUUUCAAAGUUAACAGGAUACAUAUGAUUAGAAACAGAAUGUUAAGGGACCAUCAGAUGUGACAAACUUUCUGUUCACCAGUUAGAGAUUAAAUCCUUGUAGUAAAUUUGAUUUGUAAAGUAGUGUAAAAUACUGUAAUAUUAAUCCUUGUUUUCUGAACUCAAGACAUUGAUCUUCAGUGUGAAAUUGUAACCAUGCUCUUCUGAAUUGGAGGCAAGGUUUUACUUGUUCCCCUUUUUACAGUUUGUAAUUUUCACUGUUUUAUUCCUGUAAAAAGUCAUUUGUAACACAUGCAAAUGCUUAUUUUAGCUGUGCUAAUUUAUCAGAUUUGGCUACUCAAUAAAAUUAAUUGAAAGAGCUUA